Messenger RNA from Dermatophagoides farinae (American house dust mite), 2225 nucleotides. RefSeq names its product alkaline ceramidase (gene bwa). Gene Ontology annotation, molecular function: hydrolase activity, acting on carbon-nitrogen (but not peptide) bonds, in linear amides. Gene Ontology annotation, biological process: ceramide catabolic process. Lineage: Eukaryota; Metazoa; Arthropoda; Arachnida; Sarcoptiformes; Pyroglyphidae. Gene Ontology annotation, cellular component: membrane. The record is from RefSeq and is a predicted model, not a curated record.
AAACAAUAAUAUAAAUCACCAUCAUCAUCAUGAUGAUGGAAUUUAAUUUUCAAAUUCAAAAUUGAAAUUGUCAAUAUGUCAAUAUUUCUUGGUGUUUGUGUUGUUUGUGGUCCAUAAUUUGCUAUAGUGACGACAACAUUAAAAAUUUCAUUCAUAGACUCCAUGAAUUUGAUUUGCGUAUUUAGCAUCUAGUUAUAAAUUGACAAAAAACUGGAAAAAUUGGCCAAUUCAACCUUGGCCAAUAUUUAUUCAUCAUCCAUCCGUCAAACAUCUCAUUAUCUGAACUGAAAAUGUGAAAAUUGAAGAAAUAUAACUUUGACAUUUAUUAUGGAACAACAGCUACAAGGAAACAACAAUAACAAAGUAUCUUGAUCAUUAUAAAAAGAAAACCAAAGAUUUGUAUCCUGUCAACCAGAAAAAAAUAGUGAAUUCAACAUUUACAAUCGAUAAAACAUCACAACAACAACAACAACAUGAGUCAUGACAGUUAUUUGAAUGGAUGGCUUGCUCUGAAACAAAACAAAAUUUACGCGUAUGCCAAGUCGAUGAAUACGUGGUAUAAUUUUCUGAAAUUAUAAAUUUUGUGCCAAAAUUUUUGGAUUUAUUUCUCCAAUCUGGUCAUUUGUGUUCCGAAAUUCCGUUUUGUCGAUAAAGGUCAUCAUCAUCAUCAUAACGUUUUGUGAAUGGUGUUUCUAUCGUCAAGAAUUUUUCUUUAUCUGAGUGUAUGUGUUUUUGUAACGAAGGAAAAACGAAAUUAUUCUGAAAAAAUCGAUCAUAUCGAUUGAAUCAAUUCGACAUUUUCAUUUUCAUUUUCAUCAUCAUCAUCAUCAUUUUCAACGACAAUCAAACUCUUUCUAUGGAAUUAUUGUGUGAAAAUGAAAUGAAUUUUGUCAUUUCCAAAUCAAUCAAUAAAUUAAUCGAUCUUAUCAAUCGUAUUUUAUUAUCAUAAACCUUACACUAUAAAUCAAUCGUUUAUGAGAAGAAAGACAUCCCUCUUUCUCUCUGGAAUAUACCGUAUAUAAACGACAAUUUUCAACGGCAAAAUUAAUUUACAACGCAAAAUUCGACGAAUAAAGAUUGUCGAUUGAAUUUUUUUCUCGCUAGUCUAGUUCGUACGGAGCUCAAAAGAUGUCCCCCAAAUAUCAAAUGAAUUCACCAACCGUUUGGCUUGGAGCAUCACGAUCUAUAAAGAUGUCCCAUUCAUUCCUUUAUGUAAUGGAACGUGGUACAUCACCAAUCGAUUGGUGUGAAUUUAAUUAUACGCAUUCACCAUUCAUUGCCGAAUUGAUCAAUACGACUUCCAACAUAUUAUUUUUAAUAUUUCCGCCAAUCCUAUGUCAAUUAUUCAAACAAUAUGCCAAUAAUAUUGAUCGUGGAAUCUAUAUUAUUUGGACAUUAUUUGCCGUUGUCGGUAUUUGUUCAGCAUAUUUUCAUGCAACACUUAGUCUUCUUGGACAAUUAUUGGAUGAAUUAGCUAUACUUUGGUUAUUAGCAUUUGCAUUUGGAAUGUGGUUACCGCGACAAUAUUAUCCGAAAUGGAUCAAUAAUGAUAGGAAAAAAUUCAAAAAAGUUAUGAUGCUUAUUAGUGUGGUUGCAUCGUUCGCUGCAUUCAUCUAUCCAUGGAUCAAUAGUUUUGCAUUGAUGACAUUAGGAAUACCAACAUUUUUCCUUUUAACAAAAGAGAUACGUAGAUGUCGUAUACAAAGGAUUCGUCGAUUAGGAUGGCGUUGUUGUAUUUGUUACACUGCUGCUGCUGUUAGUUGGAUAUUGGAUCGUAUCUUUUGUGAUAUAUGGUCAGCAUAUAAUCUACCAUAUUUACAUGGUGUUUGGCAUAUAAUGAUUGCCAUUGCAUCAUAUACUGUUUGUGUAUUAUUUGCCUAUUUUGAUGCUAUUCAUAAUUAUGAAGAUUUGUUACCGGUGAUGAAAUUUUGGCCACAAGAUAAAGAAUAUGGUAUACCAUAUAUUGAAUUGAAAAAUGCUGCAUGAGGUGAAUGAAAUGAAAUGAAACCAACAAACACACCUAUUACAACCUAAUACAACAAUGGCAACAAUCACAACGAGAUUGAAAAUGACAAUCAACGAUAAUAAUAAGAUAAGAUUAAUUUAAUUAAUUAAUUAAUAUUAAUAUAACUUGUAACUUAUUAUAUUCUAGUCUGCAAUUUGUUUAUUCAUUUAUUAUCAAUUCUCUUCAUAAAUAUUAAGAUAUUAUUAUUAUUAGAAUCAAA